Molecule: messenger RNA, 1008 nt
Organism: Scleropages formosus (Asian bonytongue)
Lineage: Eukaryota; Metazoa; Chordata; Actinopteri; Osteoglossiformes; Osteoglossidae
Gene: ier3ip1
Product: immediate early response 3 interacting protein 1
Exons: 3
Coding region: 13-261 (82 amino acids)
Biological process (GO): endoplasmic reticulum to Golgi vesicle-mediated transport
Cellular component (GO): Golgi membrane; endoplasmic reticulum membrane; COPII-coated ER to Golgi transport vesicle
Source: RefSeq, a predicted model, not a curated record
AAAGGUGCCAGCAUGGCGUUCACUCUCUACGCGCUUAUUCAAACUGCUAUUUUAUGUGUAAAUGCUAUCGCAGUCUUGCACGAAGAGAGAUUCCUUAGUAAAAUUGGCUGGGGUGCUGAUCAAGGAAUUGGAGGCUUUGGCGAUGAACCAGGAAUCAAAUCUCAACUGAUGAACUUGAUUCGUUCUGUUAGGACAGUGAUGAGAGUUCCUUUGAUAAUAGUGAAUUCCAUCUGCAUUGUACUGCUGCUCCUUUUUGGAUAAGAAGCAGAGUGGACAACAGGACCCCCCCCAAAAAAAACACAAAAUGGACUGAACACAGGAAUGAAGACCAUAAAAACAAAAUGGACACAUUUCAUUAUCAAUAUCAUGAACAAUAUCCCCAUGGCUGCCAUCCCAGGGAAUAACAUCAGUUCCUGAUUCUCAUGAUUAUCCCAUAUGAAAUUCUUAGAUUCCACUUCAUAGAUUUUUUUUUUUUUUAUUUUAAAUAUACAUCUUUCAAUGCCUGUGAGUAGUUGCUGUUUUCUCACAUAUAUGUAAAAAAAGUUUUUCCAGACAAAUCUUUCAGUUGCUUUAUACGGGUGAUUGCCAAUUCAUAUGUAUACAGCUGCCUUCAAAAAAGUGCUAAGGUCAUUGUGGUGGGAAACAAAUGUCGGUGAUAGAGGGCAGCAGCAGAAUGCAAAUGGCACUGAUCCAAAUAGUAAUUGCUUGGUUUUGAAUAAAACCAGGCUUUUGACCACCCUCUUAAAAGUAGUGUUGCAGUCUAGUCACACUACAGAGGCUACAGUCAUGGGAGUUGACAAGGAACUUUCAGAGAGAUGUAAAUAUUCUGUGGGCCUGCUGCAUGGAUGGACUUUGGGGGAAAUAUAAAGUGGCAUAAACAUGCAACAGAGUGCAAUGGGAGAAGAUAAAUGGGAUACCUCUUUGGCUUUCUCUGGGCCUUUCCUGGAUAUUUUGUAAUCCAGUGCUGUGCUUGCAUUGGAAAACCCUGUCAUUUUAUUAAAUUUUGUG